This is a messenger RNA of Dracunculus medinensis (Guinea worm), 705 nucleotides long. The record is from the annotation of a GenBank genome assembly. Lineage: Eukaryota; Metazoa; Nematoda; Chromadorea; Rhabditida; Dracunculidae.
UCCGAUAAAAAAAUUGUUGCUGAAUAUGCUAAUCUACAUGGUGCUACUGCUGCAGCAAGAAAAUUCAAUAUUCCUGCUCAAGUUGCGUCAUAUUAUCAACGAAAAAUGAACAGCAAACCACCCGGUAUAUUCUUUGCAAGUUUCUUUAUACAUGUUUCUUCUAAAAAGUUGAUUUCAAGUUUUGAUUCAUGUCAAUGUUUUCGAAUAUAUUUUUUGAAAUUUGCAUCAAUUUUCGUGAACUUUAAGCAAACCGCAACGAAUCCCGCACACUGUAGCGGAAGUCCGGGAUUUUUGAGAGGAAGAGGUCGCGGUCGGCCAAAAUUAAUUGGUGAUGAAUUGGAUGCAGAACUUGUUGAUUACAUGGUUCAGAUAAAACAAGCGGAUCCUCGUGGUCAUAUGACAGCUUCACAAGCACUUGCUAUCGCUCGAAGUUAUAUACUUGAUAAAGCUCCCGGUCUUUUGGAGGAACAUGGUGGACAGGUCAAGUUGAAAUUAACAUGGGCAAUGAAACUUGUAUCACGAAUCACCGAGCGACAAAAGGAGAUCGAAUUGGGCUUGCCGGCGGGGGCGUUAUCUAAUAUGUCAACUGGUAUACCUCCAGGUGGCAAUUUUAUGGCGGAUAUGUUGUCGCAAAAUUUUUUGAGCCAGCAAGUUUCUCAGAUGAUGAAUCAAGCCAUGACAGGUUAUUUUAAAAAUAUCUUAUAA